GCUGAUUGUAAACAUAACCGUACGUUGCGUUGAUCGCAAUGUGCCGGCUUUCAAAAAUAAUAUCAGAUUCUCUCUCUCUGACUGCAGUAUAUUUUACUGGAAUAUUAAUCCUUCUAAUAAAUAUAGGAUAAUGUCGAUAUAUUCAUCUGCGAUUCAAUGAGAAGUUCGAGAACGUGAGAUAAUUAGUUAGGUUAGCCGAAGUGUGUUGGUGAAGAUGUUUGACGUGGCAUUUUUUCAAGCGUGCAGUUUUUUAUUUUGAUCACAAUUUAUUGAGUAUUUGAGUACGUUUUCAAAAUAACCAUGAACACAAUUUUGUCAACGUUGAUGAGAGGCGUCUUCUGGAUAAUUACCAAAAUAACCAAAUGUCUCGAGAUUCUCGUUCACAUAGAGGUGGACUAUGAUGUUUUUACGAAAUUCUUGUUUUACACGUUUCUUGCAAGCACUGCAUUCCUUUUCUGGUAUUUGAAUGGUAUCCAAUCGGAUUAUUACAUCGAUGAGACUUUUCACGUGCCUCAGACGUUACAAUAUUGUGCAUGGAAUUUUACGGAGUGGGAUCCUAAAAUCACUACGUUACCAGGCUUAUACUUUAUUACCAGUGCGAUAUUGUCUCCUUUUAAUCUUUGCGACAUUACUUACAUGAGAGGUAUAAAUGUACUUGGGGCUUUCACAAAUCUCUAUCUUUUUUUUAACAUUAUAAAGGAGAAUUGGAAGACCCAGACUGAUUGGUGGAACAAAUGGUCGAUUAUCGGACUGAUGUAUAAUCUUACUCUUUUUCCACCAUUGUAUUUUUGGUCCUUUUUUUAUUAUACGGACGUUAUGUCUGUGAACAUGGUGCUUUUAAUGUUUUAUCUGCACCAAUGUAAGUACACAAUGAUGGUGGCUCUUGCAGGUUUCCUAGCCGUGCUCAUUCGUCAGACGAAUAUUAUUUGGCUCGGUUUCUUUACUAUAGAACGCGCAUUAGAUAUAUUUGAUAGCAGGAUAAAGGAGCCUAUCUCGCCUGAAAAACUCAGUACUUCAUUGCACUUUCUUUUAAUUUGGAGACAACUAAUGUACGAAUUGCGCAAAGGUCCGCUGUCCUUCGUCAAGUUUGUUGCACAAAUAUGCGGUAGUCUACUUCCUUAUUUAACGGUAUGCCUCAUGUUUGUUGCUUUUGUCGCGUGGAAUGGAGGCAUAGUGGUCGGCGAUCGUAGUGCCCAUGUUGCAACGAUCCAUGUUUGUCAGAUAUUUUAUUUCUCCGCCUUUGUUUCUCUGUUCUCAUGGCCGUACGUUAUACCUCAUUGGCAAAUGUGUUUGCGAUUCCUUCAUCAGCAUUGGAUUUUCGUGAGUAGUGUUGUCGCGUUGAUGGCCGCAACGAUAUGUUCCAAUACGCUCGUUCAUCCGUACAUUUUGGCUGAUAAUCGACAUUACUCGUUUUACGUGUGGAAUCGAUAUAUGAGCCGAUACGCGGAAUUCAAAUAUAUGUUGAUACCGAUUUACUGCGCGAGCUUGUUCGCCAUGUCACGGAACAUUGCUCAUUUGAGAUUUCUCACACAGAUUAAUUAUGUUAUUUGCGUGUGCGUGAUGCUAAUGCCUCAAUUACUAGUAGAACCGCGUUACUUCAUCCUCCCGUACAUAUUUUACCGUUUAAAUAUGAAAAGGCCAGAAAGGUGGCAGAUUCUUUGUGAAUCCUUUACGAUACACGCUAUCAAUUUUUUGCAUAUUACAAUUUUCGCCACCAAAGUAUUUUAUUGGAAGGAUCUGCCCUAUGCCCAGCGAAUUUCCUGGUGAAAUUUACGACGUUGAAUGUACAAAAUAAAAAAGAAUAUUUUUAUGUAAAGUAUAUCGACACUUGAGCCAUAGAAAGUGUACAUUGAAAAAAACAUGAAGAAAAGUCUAUCAAGAAAUGAAAAGUGGUCUAUUUUGUGUUCAGUUUAUGUCGAAACACAUACGAAGUACAGUUUAUAUCGAAAAAAUAAGAAGAACGGUUCAAGUCGCAUAAAAUUAGAAGGGUCUGUGUAGCGCAAUAUUAUUAUUUAUAAAUUACACGAAUUUAGUUAUGGAAACUUAAAUAAUAUAUGAAUAAAUGAGUGCGAGAAACAGGAUUGAAAAUCAUUAGGAUGAUUCCCGUUCUCAAUCAUACCACUAUAAAAUUUAUGAGAAAAAAAUAUAUUGCGCUAUACAACCUCUUGUUCUAACAGUUUGUUAAUUGUAAUUUCACGGCAUAUAAGUAUAUUUAUCAUCAGCGCACAAUACAUUAACCAGUUCAUUGAUAAUUAUUCAUAUGUGAAUGAAAAAAAGUCAUCAUAUGUUUUUUGAUCAUGUUGGAUUCGCUAUUUUGAAAUUUCGAUCCUGAAUUCAUCACCAGUAAUUCAAAAAAAUCCUUGUAGUUGAACUUUCACGUAAAAUACGAAAUUAUUCACUUUUAUUUUGACAAAACAUUUCGAGUUUACAGUGAACUGGUUAAACGUAUUUGGACCAGCUCUAAGCUCAGUGAAUUUUUUGAUAAAUUUAUGACAAACACGAAAUAAAUUCUAUUUUCAUAUAAAGUAUUCAAUAUCUUCCUCAGUGUUUCUAUUUCUAUGAACAAUGUCGACUUAGAAAGACAAGACUAAAGGAAAGAUAUUAAGAGAGAUAAUUACUUGGAACAAUAGUUUAUUGUUCAUAACUGAAACUUGUGGCAAAACUGCUAGAUGUCUUUGUACAGCAACAGCUUGUCAAUUUAUAAUAUAAUUUUACGGCACGAUAUUAUCGUCAGCGCACAAUAUAUUAAAUGUAUUCAAUCGACGACCGAGAACUUUUUAUAUUUCUAUUACAUUUCUUCGUUAUUUUGUCGUAUAUUAUCAUUUCCUUAUUGAAUAUAAAUGUUGCGCGUAAUGUUAUAGUAAGAGGUACCGAGAUGCAAUUUGUGAAUCUUCUUCACUUAUUCUAAAAUUCUUUUUUGUUGAUAGUAAGAAUUAUGUUUUGAGAAAAUCAGGUCUGAUACAAAAAUAUCUUUGUAAGUAAAUUCCGCAAAAAUGAAAAGAAUAUUAUACGCAUCAGAACACAAUUUUGAGUCUGUAUUCCGAAUUUGCAAAAAAUACUAAACUGGAAAAAACAUGAAUUAAAUCAUUCUUAUUAUAAUAGAAAAAAAUAGCAAGGGAAAUAUGUGUGCACUGUAAUUUUCAUUCCAUGAAAAAGUACUCCUAUCUUCUUCAAUUCUUUCGGAUCUGGUGAUAUGAAUAUAUAUAUAAAACAAAAGAUUAAUUAUUUUGUUUAGAAAUAAAGAUUUAUAUAUACAAUUUCCGGCUUGCACAUAUACACUCAGCCUCUGGAUUGCCGGAAAUUUGAGCAUUACUCGUGAUGGAGGCGUUUUUAUCUGCCUAUAUCACGUAGAACUGAUAUUAUAAAA
Molecule: messenger RNA, 3367 nt
Organism: Acromyrmex echinatior (Panamanian leafcutter ant)
Lineage: Eukaryota; Metazoa; Arthropoda; Insecta; Hymenoptera; Formicidae
Gene: Alg10
Product: alpha-1,2-glucosyltransferase Alg10
Biological process (GO): dolichol-linked oligosaccharide biosynthetic process; protein N-linked glycosylation
Cellular component (GO): endoplasmic reticulum
Molecular function (GO): dolichyl pyrophosphate Glc2Man9GlcNAc2 alpha-1,2-glucosyltransferase activity
Source: RefSeq, a predicted model, not a curated record